AUGGCGGACCCACGCAGCUAUCGGCCAGGUCCUUAUAACCCAGGAUACCCGCCUCAGCAGAACAUGGGUUCACCUAUGCUCGGCAGACCUGGAGGACCGCCGCCGCCGCAGCAGCAGCAACAGGGCUAUGGACCAGGAUACUAUCCUCAGCAACCGCAUUCGGGUUUCCAGGGAGGCAUGCCCAUGCCACCACAGCCUCACUUCAACAACGCGCCUCCUCGACCGCUAUAUCCACCUGCCUUCAAUAACAGCCACGGCAGUAUCAAUGGCAACAACAAUAUGGGAUUCAACUCACCACACUUUGGACCAGGACAUGGACCAGGGCACGGACCGGGACAUGGAACAGGACAUGGACCAGGACAUGGACCAGGACACGGACCAGGAUCAAUGUAUGGCCCAGGAUCAGGAGGACCGAGACCACCAUAUCCGCCUGCACAAAACUAUGGUCCAGGCACCCCACCACCUCAGCACGCUAUAGCCUCGCCUGUAGUGGUGCCACAGGCUCCUCGACAUCAGGAAUGGCCCAUCGCUGGCAGACCGCCGUCAACAGGGGGUGGCUAUCCGCCUGCCAGUGCCGGCCCAGGCUAUCCUCCCACAUCAAUGCCAUCGGGACCUGGAGCCGGACCUGGGCAUGGCCCAUCCUCGACCUAUCCGCCUAGGCCCUACAUUCCAUCCCCGAUACCUCAGCCAGCAAUGCCCCCAUACAGUGGACAUACCACAGCCCACCCUUCGCACAGUCCAAACAUGGCUCACACUGCCCCUCCAACGAGUAUGACGAAUGCUCCACCAGCAGCUACACCAUCGACAACAUUCCCAGGCCUCAGGCCGCCUUCCAAUGUCACGUCAUACAAGCCGAAGACCAGCUACCAGUCUACAGCGGCUGGUUCGCCGAAGAAGGACACAAAGAAACCGCCUGGGGCGCCAUCACCAAGCUCUUCAUGGCAAUCGGCGCCGUUGGGUGCGCCUGCUAUGAGCCAGAACGGAUAUCAGGCUUCCCACAGCCAACGUCGACCGCCAAUGCACACCGCAGAGUCUUUUGACGCGGAUGACAGGCCCACGGAGUUAAUUCCUAUUGAUGACGAGCAGACUCAUCAGCCACCAACAUCGUUCUCUUCGUCCAAAAUCGCUCCUCUAGCUACCAUACAAUCUCCUACCGGUGGCUCCUCAGUUCCAACCUCAACAGCUGUGUCACCUUCGCCGUCUUUUGCCACGAUUUCUUAUCUUCCAGCAUCACCCAGCGCAUCUGAUUCCGAUAGCCGUCCCACAGAAAUGACAACACACGACGCUAUCAAAUCGCCCGAGCUGCUGAGAAAGACUGAGCCGCUGAGAAAGGCUGAGCUGCCGAGAAAGGCUGAGCCGCCGAGAAAGGCUGAGCCGCCACCAGCUGUGCAGCCCAUGUCCAAGACACCGUUAACGCCUCUGCCGACCCCUGGAGUAAAGUUCCCGGCUGUCACUUCAUUUGUGCCUUCAACUACUUAUAUACCCACAAAGAAAGACACGACAAACCCCCUGUCGACGCCUCAGCCGCUGCCAUCACUUCAGCCCGCCAGCAAUAGCAGUUAUGAUCCGACAGUCAAGGUCGAGGUAUCGGAUCUCAGACCCUCCAAUACGUAUGCCAGCAGCUUCAACAACAGUGACAACAUCAAAGUUGCUGUAGGCGAUAUGACGAAGCCCGCAAUCCAUCGGCAGCAAAACGAUCCAUUUAUAGACAGCCCGAUCUCUCUGGAUGGAUUAAUGGAGAGUAUUGAAGCAAUGGCGAAACCCAGCUCCACCUCGUCGCUUUCUAGUGUCCACCAGAACCCUAGCGUCGCGCAACCAAGUAGUUCAGUAGACGUCUUUAAGCCCUUACCUGCUAUUGGCGAGGACGAUAUGGAGCAGAAGCGAUACUCGUUGUCCGAUGGACCUGCAGAUACCUCCAGUUCAUCACAGUCCCCAGCAGUCCUGCGCCUGGUCCCAAAACGACCCAAUAGCUCAUAUAUGCCGCCGCCACCGCUCAUCGGUACUCAUGGGACUCAACUACAGAAUGACACAGCUCCCAGCCCCGCUCAGCUUUCUAUUAGUCCCAAAUCCAGUCAGUCCCUGGUAAGCCCCCAGCCUCGCGCCGAUAGCCAUCCUUUCUUCCCUCCACCACAAUUUCAGAGACAGGAAGAGUCGCAGCAAAUAUCUUUCCAUCAACCUAUGGCGCAGGCACAUCCUCCUCAUAAUCACAACCAUAGUCACAUUGGUGGCGAUGCGAUGCUGCUCUUCAAUCAACCAGAAUUCGCCCACAACCCAAUCACCUCUAUGGCAGCGCUUGCUGAUAAGCCUGUUCAGAAGGCGCCAUCAAUGGUAAGACGUGCAAAAACCCUCAGAAGAGCAGCGGGAAUGACAGGAGCGGCCCACCAGCCGGAGUCAACUGUUGCUGCUCCUCUUCCACUUGCCAAGGUGACACCCGACGAUCUUUAUCCGUACUUGCUCAGACUUAUCCUGCUCGCCCAAGCCGACGAGGCGCCGCCACCAGCGCUAGCCUUGCCAAUUACAAACAAGGACACCCAUAAAGACCUUGUAAAGGCAUUGAGGGGAAGAGUGAAGGAUAUCCUGUCUGGAAAGGAUCAUAACCCAACCUAUCAGGAUCCUGUUGUGAAGAAGGCUCUUGGUAACAUGGAACCGAAGCAGUUCAAGGCCUCAACGAAUGCUGAGGAGCUGAUCGUUGGAUUUUCAAUCGAGAUGUCCAGGAUCCAACAGUCGAUGAAUAUACCGACCAACAACCGAGACGCCCAAAUUGCGAUUAUGGUGAAUCUGCUGCGUGAAGCCAUUCAACAAACCCCAUUCGAUGGACAUGAGGCGAUCCUGCAGCGUUUAGAUAAGCAAGUGAAGACAACAGCCGUGAAGCCCAAUAACUCAACUGCGCAGGCUGAUGAACUCACCAAAGUCAUCAAGGAGCUGUUCAGAUACCCGGAGAGCGUGAGACAUCAGCGCAUGAAUGAUCUUCGUCGGAACUCCACAAGACAGGUCGCAAUUGAGGACCUGAAGAAGUGCGCAUCGAACCUUGAUCUGGAUUCUUUCCCGUAUCCAGGCACUGCAGAUUAUCAUCACAAGGAACACCACGAAGAGUUCAAGAACCGUGAAAGAGCUGCCCUGAACGGUUUUAUCCGCGGUCUCUCUGCCGGGCAUCCCAAUCUAGCAUCAAUAGACAUGCCCACUAGGCAGUUCCAUCCGAGCGAGUUCACGUUCAUUCCUCAGAACCCCAAGGCCUAUUACCACCUUCUUUUGGAGAUGUGUGUAGAUUAUGCCUUGGCCACUCGUGGAGAGAACGACCCUGCAGUCAGUCUCCUGUCCAUCCCUACAAGGGCUCUGCUUAUUGACUGUGGCGUUCGGUGGAGGCUGACCUCAAGCUGGCGAGAAAUUAUUUUGAUGGAGGUUAUCAAGGAGCGAUACAGAGAAGGAAAGGUUUCCGUCAACUUUUUGCUGGACUUCCUUCAAAACAGGUUCUACAAGGACACUGAGAUCCAUCAAUGGCAUAUUUCUGAGGUCAACAUGUUAGGCGACGUUUAUGGCGGCUUGAACCAUAUGAUUUUCGACAACAUAAACCAUGAUAUCAAGGAUUUGGAAAAUGUCAGUGCGGGCUACUUCCAGCCAAUGUUGGAUAUCCUCGACAGAGUGCAUCAGCAGGAGGUGUAUCAACGACUGAAUAUCAAUCUGACGCCGUUCUUUGAGGACAUCAAGGAGACAGUACUUUUGGAGUCCAUUCGAAGUUACAACGCUAAGGACGAGGAGGUUCAAAAGGAACGAUACGAGAAUGAGACCGUACCACUCACAAAGAUGGCACUCUACAUUGUGUCUGAGCAUGGAAAGAUGAAGAAGCGGUUCUCGAAAGCACUAUUUGGUACGGUGGACGUCGCAGCAAUUGUAGUGGAGAACAACUUGAGAAACUUUGUGCCGCUGAUGCAAAAUAUGGCGAACAUGGAUGCCAGAAAAUUGCCCAUGUCUGAUGUGUUCCCAUUGUAUCAGCUAUGUCGGGAGCUGGUCACUCUGUUUGAGCUGUACGCACCCAGCUCAAGUGUCCAUUUCAAUAUUUCAACGUGGUUCCGACCCUACGUUCUCAAGUACUUGGAAACGUUGGAUGCUUCCAUCACAGAAUGGGUCACAGCUGCCAUCAAACAAGACCAGUUUGAGGAAGUCAGUGUUGGAGCUGGCCACUCUUCGUCAGCAAGUGAUUUGUUUGCGUUCUUCUACGAGCCUUUGACAUGGGUCAAAGGGCUAAAUUGGCCCAACGACUACCAGCGAGCGACCUUUAUCUCAAAACUAGCCAAGGUUUUCUGCAAGGCUGUCGAUCUGUACGCCCAGUACAUGGAAACAAUGUUCAAUGGUUGUAUGCCAUCUUCCGUAUCGUCCGUUGGAACAACCGAAGUCAAGACACUUUCAGAACAGCUGGCAUCCUUCACUUUCCGGUCGGAGAGCGCAGAAGCGAAGAAGGCCACCCAAUUUGUAUUUACGCCAAAGAUGUGCGUUCUUAUGAACAACAUCGAGGCUGUCCGUCAGCGGUUGGACGAGUUGUAUCGCAACAUGGAUGUGGACGAAGUCGCACAGAUUAUGCGUGAUAACGAGCCUGACGUUACACCGGAUCCAAAUGCGCCCAAGCAGUUUGAAAUCGUGCUUGUCGCUGCAGAGAGAUUGAUGCCUAUGGAUUCAAACGAGGCCAGCGACCCGUUCAUUAUCAUAUCGCACGACAACAAAGAGGUGUUCAGGUCCAAAACCAUCUACGCUAAUAUCAAUCCACGCUGGAAUGAGGUGUACGAGGUGACGCUGACCAAGAGUAUCACCUAUAUGGUUCGAAUUUUCGACGCCGACAUGGUUCACAAGGACCGACUCUGUGGUUGGCAGCAUCUCACUAUCGAUCCUGAAGAGUAUGAGGACUACAUGCCCCACGACGUUUGGCUGGAUCUGAUUCAAGUCGGUCGUCUCUUGCUGCGUAUAACGAUGAAAGGAGAGCGCGAGGACGUCCAGUUCUUUUUCGGCAGGACUUUCCGAUCUCUGAAGCGCAAGGAGGCAGACAUGAGCGGCAUGAUUGUGGAUGCGAUGAUUCCAUGCGUCCAGCAGUGCUUGACGGAAAAGGUCUUAUUCAACAACUUUAGGUCCAAGGCCAUGUUCCCAUUCUUUGGCAGCUCCGUGUCGUCAGCCAAAGUGACCAAGGUCUCAGACGAGGACUGCGAUAACGCGCUUGGUCAAUUGAUCGACUAUCUAGAGGCAUCGCUUCCAGUCUUGUACGACUAUCUAACUACGGAAGGAAUGACCAUGGUGAUCACCAAGCUGUGGAAAGAGAUACUGAUUACCAUCGAGUCGCUGCUGAUGCCUCCUCUCUCGAACAUUGUCUCUGAUCGGACGCCAUUGACCGAAAUCGAGAUGCAUGUUGUCUUUAAGAUCAUUGAGUUCAUCAAGCUGUACCUGAAUGGCGGUGAUGCAGGAGACGGAUUCCCGUUGAAGGUCCUCGAAAUUCCCAAGUACCGUGAUUUGCUGACGGUGCGUCCGAUCUACGACUCGUCAAUGGAGGAUCUUGUUGCAGAGUACAACCGCGCAUUGACUGUGCCAGGACGCGGACGACUGGGUCGUCAGCAGAGUGACUAUGACCGACGAUUUGUGGGCGCCAAGCGGCCGAGUGCGGACUCGAUGACUCCCAACCCAGAGACCGUACUGAGGAUCUUGCGGAUGCGACCCGAUCCUGGUGUAGAAGACUUUUUGAAGCAGGUGAUCGAGACGCAGUCGAAAGCCAGAGAAGCCAGGGCUCAGGCGAAGCGCGACCAGAUAGCAUACCAGCGUCAGAUGAUGCGCGACCAAUACGGCGCAUAA
Gamsiella multidivaricata is the source of this 5826-nucleotide messenger RNA. RefSeq lists its product as uncharacterized. The transcript is spliced from 10 exons. The coding region runs from base 1 to 5826 and encodes 1941 amino acids. The record is from RefSeq and is a predicted model, not a curated record. NCBI's taxonomy places the organism in Eukaryota, Fungi, Mortierellomycota, Mortierellomycetes, Mortierellales, Mortierellaceae.